This is a messenger RNA of Cladophialophora immunda, 1680 nucleotides long. RefSeq lists its product as uncharacterized. Gene Ontology annotation, biological process: magnesium ion export from mitochondrion. Bases 14 to 1363 code for a protein of 449 amino acids. Gene Ontology annotation, molecular function: magnesium ion transmembrane transporter activity. The transcript is spliced from 3 exons. Lineage: Eukaryota; Fungi; Ascomycota; Eurotiomycetes; Chaetothyriales; Herpotrichiellaceae. The record is from RefSeq and is a predicted model, not a curated record.
GCCAAACUUUUUGAUGAGAGAGGGCCUUGCGCUGAUCUCGUUGCGGCGAACAACUCGUUUCCUCCUCCUGUUCAGUCACCUUAAUUCCAACAGCCCGUUUUCUUCACCUGCGACUGUGUAUUCAAGGGGCCCAGAGCCCUCCAUGAGCCUAACUUCACGCCUGUCCAAUUGGUUCUUUUCAGACAGCUCUGUCGGAAACACUGCUGUUGAUGCACAGCACAAUGGCUAUUCGGAACCGGACUUUGGUCUCGACGGCACACGACAGAAUAAGCGGCCUCGAACAAUGGAGAGAUUGGAGGAGGCGGAAGCCGAUUUGGAGCUGAAGAGGCCCCCAUACAUUCAUUCGAUGCUGGCUGGAGGAAUAGGCGGCACGAGCGGCGAUAUUCUGAUGCAUUCUCUGGACACUGUGAAGACGAGACAACAAGGCGACCCUCAUUUCCCCCCGAAAUACACCUCAUUGUCCGAUUCCUACCUCAAGAUAUUCCGGCAAGAAGGAGUGAGAAGAGGACUCUAUGGAGGCUUUACGGCAGCUAUGUUGGGGUCUUUCCCAGGCACGGUUAUAUUCUUUGGGUCCUAUGAAUAUUGCAAGCGACACAUGCUGGAUCGUGGUAUCAAUCCAUCCAUAUCAUAUCUCGCAAGUGGUUUCCUUGCCGACCUUGCGGCAUCCAUUGUGUACGUUCCGUCCGAAGUGCUGAAGACACGAUUGCAGCUCCAAGGUCGGUAUAACAACCCUUUUUUCAAUUCCGGAUAUAACUACAAGUCAACCUGGGAUGCAGCCCGGACAAUAGCUAGGACGGAAGGAUUUGGGGCAUUGUAUUCCGGAUAUAAAGCCACCAUCGUCCGGGACCUACCGUUUUCAGCACUGCAGUUUGCAUUUUACGAGCAGGAACGCAGGUUUGCUCAGAAUUGGAUGGAAACCCAAGACAUCGGGCUGGGCCUGGAAAUCUUCACCGCAGCCUCGGCGGGUGGUGCUGCGGGAGUCAUAACCUGCCCACUCGAUGUGGUGAAGACUAGGACUCAGACUCAGAUCAACCCCAAUGGUGCGAAGAACAGCCAGGCUUCACAUCUGGAAAAGACAGUCAAGAGCAGCCAGAAGCCAUGCACCAAAAGACAGCCGCAGACAAGAUUGAUCCAUUCAGGACCUCGAACGGUCCCCCAUUCCACUCCUACACUCGACACGUCCUCUGUGAUGGAAGGGCUGCACUUGAUAUACAAGACCGAGGGUAUUGCCGGCAUGUUUCGUGGGGUAGGACCCAGGUUUGUGUGGACGAGUGUUCAGAGUGGGACGAUGCUUGUCCUGUACCAGUAUUUGUUGAAGCAAAUGGAGCGGCUUCAGUCUCAAGAAGGAGCGGGAGUGAUUUGAAGAUGCCUUUGUGCAGAUCGUUUGUGAUUAUACAGCGCCAUGAUUCCCUGGCAGAGAAGAUGGAUGGGUGGAUGGUCGGAUUGAAUAUCUGGCAUUUGCAGGCGUUGAGAUAUAACGUGCCACAGCCACUAUACCGGGCUUGGAUGGCCGGGAAUACCCCCCCUUUGAAGGUAUAGAAAAGAGGAUGGAAGAUAGAUUGUACACUAACGAAGUCACAUUUCAACUCUAUGCCGUGGGCGGGGAUGUAGAGACGGAUAUGGGAAUACCGAGUACUGCGGACGGAAUAACAAAUAAUGGUUGUCGCGAGGCGCCUUGCC